CUCCGUUCUCCGAACCCUAACCGCAGCCCUGCGGAAUUAUCGAUCCCAUCUGUUCAUCACGCCAGAACUCGCAACUACCGCACGGCGGCACCUACUACUCUACAGCUCCGGCCACAACGAUUGUAACCACACACCGCGUCGCGAGCUUCACACAAAUCAACCUACCUACCACCUACCUUCAUCACCAAGCACGCAAUACAAUGUCAGGCUUCGGGCGCCCUCCUGGGGCAAUAACCUGGUCCCCAACACCCCCGCAGCGGGGGUCCUUCCCCCUCGACCAUGACAACGAGUGCAAGCCGGUAAUGGUCGAGUACCUCGCAUGCCUCAAGCGCGUUCGCGGCACGAACGAUCACCAAUGCCGGCUCAUCGCGAAAGAGUACCUCAAGUGUCGCAUGGAUCGGCAGCUAAUGGCGAAGGACGAGAUGGCGAAUUUAGGGUUUCAGGAGGAUGUACCAGCGGCAGCGGCGAAGGGGACGGUACAGGCGAUUGAGAAAUUGGCGGGGGGGGAUAGGCUCGAGGAAUUGAGGAGGGAGAAUGCACGGCUUGUGGAGGAGAGGAAGAAACGCGAGGUAGCGGAGGGACGGUGAUGAUGAUGGGGAAAGGCGGGGUGGGGUGUAAGAUAGUUGU
Tricharina praecox is the source of this 627-nucleotide messenger RNA. RefSeq lists its product as uncharacterized. Gene Ontology annotation, cellular component: mitochondrial intermembrane space. The record is from RefSeq and is a predicted model, not a curated record. The coding region runs from base 201 to 587 and encodes 128 amino acids. The transcript has 2 exons. Gene Ontology annotation, biological process: mitochondrial respiratory chain complex IV assembly. NCBI's taxonomy places the organism in Eukaryota, Fungi, Ascomycota, Pezizomycetes, Pezizales, Pyronemataceae.